Notothenia coriiceps (black rockcod) is the source of this 1131-nucleotide messenger RNA. RefSeq names its product heme binding protein 2 (gene hebp2). Gene Ontology annotation, cellular component: cytoplasm. Gene Ontology annotation, molecular function: heme binding. The coding region runs from base 151 to 726 and encodes 191 amino acids. Lineage: Eukaryota; Metazoa; Chordata; Actinopteri; Perciformes; Nototheniidae. The record is from RefSeq and is a predicted model, not a curated record. The transcript has 5 exons.
GCUUUAUUUAACAGGAAGCAAUGCUCUGAUAACAAACGCGCUGGAUUCACACCCUUGCAAAUAGUGGGAGUACGUUUGACGUUACAGGUGUUGGAAAACGAGUUCACCGACAUUUUAAUCUUAGUAGUUUGGACAACCUUCACUCCAGCCAUGCUGAAAGCUGUGGGACAGGCUCUGUUCUCAACCGGACUGCAGAACCCUAAAUACACAGAAGGAGAGAAGAAAGAGGGACAAGACUAUGAGACCCGCACAUACCUUGCCACAAACUGGGUGAGCACCACCCUGAGUGGUAUGGAAUGGGACCCGGCCCUCGGCGCAGGCUUCCGCAAGCUCUUCAAAUACAUUCAAGGCAACAAUCAAAACAAGGUGAAAGUGGAGAUGACGGCUCCUGUGUCGUGCCGUGUGGACCCUGGAGCCGGCCCCGCUUGUGAGUCUCGGUUCACCGUGUCCUUCUACAUCCCAGAGGAGCAUCAGGACGCCCCCCCGCAGCCGAGCGACCCCGACUUGUUUGUGGAGCACCGGAAAGAGUUCACAGCUUAUGUCAGGACAUAUGGGGGUUUCUCCAAUGAGAAAAUUAAGCGUGAAGAGCUUCUGAAACUUAUUGAGAGCCUGAAGAGGGACGCAGUUCAAUACGUCGACCAUCCCUUCUACGUAGCCGGGUAUGACAGUCCCUUCAAACUCACCCACCGCAGGAACGAGGUGUGGAUCCUGAAGGAGCAGGAAUAAUAUGUUUAAAGUUUACACUAAGCUCUGACCACUACAAGCUUUAAAUAACCAUAUCAUGGAAGAACAAAAAAUACAUGAGGGAAAUUUUUUACCUAUUGUGUAUUUGUAUGUGGAACAAAAUGGAAGGUCAUACUGACAAAAUACUUUUUGUAUAUAUUAUUAUUAUAUUCAUUUGUCUGAUUGUGUAUUGUGCUUUAUUUCCUUUGACUAAAAGUUACUGAGGAGGAGGGAGGCUUACUGAUGGUCGUGACAAAGAGUCCUAACAAAUGAUUACAAUAGCAUUAAAAAAAAAAAAAAAAAAACACCUGGGGAAAAACUGCAUGCAAUAGUUCAAUAUUACCAGUAGGUGGCGCCAACUAGUCCGAAAACAUUCCUCUCAUUUGGUGCGUCUUGUCAUGACAAAAA